UUAUUAUGCGGUGGCCAUAACUGAUUGCACUUCCAUUGUUGAGGCACGUUGAUUCAUAAAAUACCUGUAUUGUGUGUUAUACUCUUUAGGAUUAUCGAUAGUAGCAAUGGGAGGGAUUCUACAUACAUGUAUUGCGGUGGUUGUACUUCUGCUAGCAUUUGUAUUAGGAGUAGCGUUCAUUUUUGAGCAAAAAAUACAAGACCUCCAAAAUGAGCUAGCUUCCUUGAAACGAAAGAGAAGUGAAACGAAAGUAGAGUUACUUGACAAUACAGGUUCUUUGUUCACGAGAUGGGGAAGAUCCGAUUGCCCGACCACAGCUACAUUGAUUUACAAAGGUUACACUGGUGGAUCAUUGUACACCCACAAAGGCGCUGCCUCGAAUUAUCUCUGCCUUCCAGAGAACCCUCAAUGGGGAACACGAUCUCUCAAUAAUAACUUUAAAGCAUUUGUGUAUGGGGCUGAAUACGAAAAUAUUUUUUUCGGAGAAAAUGCUCUUCAACAGGAUGUUCCAUGCAGUGUGUGUAAAACAAAAACGGGAACCAAUUCCGUAAUGAUUCCGGCCAGAACUUCGUGCUAUGACGGCUGGACAAUUCAGUACAAAGGAUAUCUAGGAGCAGGCUACCAUGACCAUCCUGCAAGUACGGAGUACAUCUGUGUUGAUGAAAAUGUUCAAUUUGUUCCUGGAGGAUAUGAAAAUAAGAAUGGUGUACUUAUAUACUCAGUGGUUGCCAAAUGUGGAUCAUUAAGAUGUCACCCAUACAUAGAAAACAAACCUAUAGCAUGUGUUUUGUGUUCUAAUUAAAAACAAUUAUGAUUAACAUUUUCAAUUUGUUUUCUAAAAUAUGGUUUAAAAAUUAUUUUCAAAUUAUUCUUUAAAAAAUAUUAAAAUUAAACUUAACAAGAGAAAAGAAUUUAAUAACGAAUGAAGAAACUUCAUGUAUAAUCAUUAUAGUUUUGAUUCUUCGUUAAGUGUUUAAU
Magallana angulata is the source of this 978-nucleotide messenger RNA. Its product is annotated as short-chain collagen C4-like. Bases 107 to 802 code for a protein of 231 amino acids. The record is from RefSeq and is a predicted model, not a curated record. The transcript is spliced from 3 exons. Lineage: Eukaryota; Metazoa; Mollusca; Bivalvia; Ostreida; Ostreidae.